AUGGAGCCAGCAUCUAGUUGUGUUUCAAUUCAUUCGCAAGUUGCGUCUAUUGUUAAGUAUAAUGGGCUGAAUUUUGCUGAGUGGAAUGAACAAAUUCAGUUUCACCUCGGUGUUUUGGAUCUUGAUCUAGCACUCUUGAAUGACAAGCCCACUGCUAUUAAUGAUAAUAGCAGUGAUGAUGAUGUUGCUUUCCAUCAAGCAUGGGAAAAAUCGAAUAAACUCAGCUUAAUGCUUAUGCGAAUGACACUUGGAAACAACAUUAAGUCCACAAUUCCCAAAUUUGACAGUGCUAAGGAUAUGUUGAAACAUGUGGAGGAAAAUUCACAUUCUGAAUGUGCUGAUGAGGCCCAAGCAGGCACUCUCAUGAGUAAACUAACCAACAUGAAAUUUGAUGGUUCGUGUUCCAUGCAUGAUCAUGAUGGAAAUGGACGUGAGUGA
Ipomoea nil (Japanese morning glory) is the source of this 438-nucleotide messenger RNA. RefSeq lists its product as uncharacterized. NCBI's taxonomy places the organism in Eukaryota, Viridiplantae, Streptophyta, Magnoliopsida, Solanales, Convolvulaceae. The coding region runs from base 1 to 438 and encodes 145 amino acids. The transcript has 2 exons. The record is from RefSeq and is a predicted model, not a curated record.